AUAAGAAGUUCAGUUUUUCUUUUCAUCAAUGGCAACUGAGGGAAAGAAGCUUACUACAAUUCUCAGCAUUGAUGGUGGAGGAGUGAGAGGCAUUAUCCCAGCCACAAUCCUCGCCUUCCUUGAAUCCGAACUCCAGAAGCUGGAUGGUAAGGAGGCAAGGAUUGCAGAUUACUUUGAUUUCAUUGCUGGAACUAGCACUGGAGGCCUUGUCACAGCCAUGCUCGCCUCACCAAAUGAUGAGAAUCGACCUUUGUUUGCUGCAAAAGAGAUCACCGAAUUUUACCUUGAACACUGCCCGAAAAUCUUUCCUCAAACAUCAGAUUCAGCACAGCCUGGAAGGCUUAGAUCAGUAUCAUUUCCUUCUUCAUGGAUUACCGCUGUAAAAGAAUGGAUUCAGUCAGUGUGGGAGAAGGUAGCAGUGCCAGCGUACCAUGACGCAGAGUCCUUUAUCCAUUGGGCCGAACAAGCAAUAUUUAGGCCAAAAUAUGAUGGCGUCCAUUUGAAGGAAACCAUCGAAGAUAUGCUUGGGGAUAGAAAGCUUUGUCAGACUCUGACCAAUGUCAUCAUCCCGUCUUUCGAUAUCAGACUUCUGCAGCCAACAGUUUUCUCCACCUUGAAGGCGAGACGUGACAAUCUAGAGGAUGCUCGACUAGCAGAUGUUUGUCUCAGCACUUCCGCAGCACCAUAUUACCUCCCGCCUCAUAAAUUUGAGAUCAACUCAUUCAGCUACACCAGGAGAUUCAACAUGGUCGAUGGUGGAGUUGCAGCCAACAAUCCUACUUUGCUAGCAAUGGUAGAGGCGAGCAAGGAGAUGUCUUUAAAUGAAAAAGAUCAGCGCUUGAAAAAAAUGGAUUGCAGCAAACUUCUUGUUCUCUCCCUUGGAACUGGAUCGUCGAAAAGGAAUAACAAGCUUGAGGUUGACGAUCCCAAAUUGUGGGGACUCUUCAAAUGGUUUCAGGGGCCUGAUGAUACCGUUCCCUUCUCUGAUGUUCUUCUGACUGCAACAGAUGAUAUGGUUGACAUAUAUUUAUCUUCUUUCUUCCAAGGCUCUAGUAAUUUCAAGACCAAUUAUCUACGAAUUCAGACCGAUAGCUUGAAACAAACUGAAGCCAGCUUGGACAACUCAACCAAAGAAAACCUUGAAAAUCUUGAGAAGAUUGGAAAUGAGCUUCUGAAAAAGACCGCUUCCAAACUGAACUUCGAAACUGGAAUAAUUGAACCAAUUCCAGAGGCUGCAACAAAUGAAGAACGACUCAUUUGGUUUGCCAAACAAUUGUCGGAUGAAAAGAGGGGUCGCCAAGCUAAAAUCUCCAACUAGUAGCAAGUAAUGCUAGCUCCGUCCAACAAUAUCCCAAAGUUUCAAUUUCCUUUUGUCUCGUCUCCUUGUAAAAGGAGGAAAGCAGUUUCAGCUGUUGUGAUGACAAUAACUGCUCUUAGCUAGUUGCUAGUGAUGCAAAGUCCAUUCAAUAAUUUCCCCUCUUUGUACAAAGAGGCAGGUCAGUAGCUCUUAUGACAAUCAUUGCUCUAGCUCGUAGCUAGUGAUGCAUGGUCCAUUCAGUAAUUUCCUGUUGUUCAAAUUUCCUUGUCUGUCAGUCUGUCUACUUAUAAAAUUUAAGGAGCUUCGCUGAAUUUGGGAGGUAGCCAGUAAUAAGAAUGUCUAGGUUCUGUUUUA
Molecule: messenger RNA, 1672 nt
Organism: Theobroma umbraticum
Lineage: Eukaryota; Viridiplantae; Streptophyta; Magnoliopsida; Malvales; Malvaceae
Product: patatin-like protein 2
Biological process (GO): lipid metabolic process
Molecular function (GO): monoacylglycerol lipase activity; glycerophospholipase activity
Source: RefSeq, a predicted model, not a curated record